UCUGCAUANNGGUUAUGCACUACUCACGUAUCAUGCCUGCUGUUGAUGGCCAGCGGUACUAUACCUCGACCGCCGUCUUCCUCAACGAAGUCAUCAAGCUCGCCAUCUCGCUCACUAUGGCUCUCUACGAUCUCUCGCAAGACAUGGCUACUUCUUCCUCUGCGACCGCACUUUUCACCGAACUCAUGCGUCGUGAUCUGAGGGAAGCCAAUGCAGGCCUUCAUUUUCCUCGCACAAUUCAAGAGAUGCGAGAUAUGGGAAGCAGUGCUGCCGGGCAGCUGGUGAAGAGAUCUGCUACAUAUGAGGGCAUCGACAAAGAUUUUGCCAUGCAACAUCCUCAGCUCAAUGCUUCAAUCGGUCUGGCCGCCGUCUUGGUCGCUUGCGUACUAUCCGGCCUAGCUGGUGUGUAUUUUGAAAAGGUUCUCAAGGACUCAAACAGCAAGACUUCUCUUUGGGUACGGAACGUGCAACUUUCCUUCUACUCGCUGUUUCCUUCCCUCUUCAUAGGAGUCAUCUUCAACGAUGGUGCGGACAUCGCAAAGCAUGGCUUCUUCUCAGGCUACAAUUGGGUGGUGUGGAGCGCNCGUCUUUUGCAGGCCGUUGGUGGUGUACUCGUGGCUCUGGUUGUGAAUUAUUCCGACAACAUUGCGAAGAAUUUCGCCACGAGUAUGAGCAUCGUCAUCAGCUUCCUAGCAAGUGUGUGNUAUUUGGUCGGCACUGCGACUGUUCUUCUUGCCACGUACCUGUGGACUAGCGACCAUGGACCUCGUCCGCUAAAAAUCGUGGUUGCUGAAUAUGAGAAGACAACUAUUGGCCACGAACAGCCGUAUAGUGACAACAGGGGCACUCCGAACGCAAGAUCAAGCUUUAAGGAAGCUCUGACAACUAGCAGACCAAGCACGCCAGUCAACUUUGAACGUCGUGGAGCCUCCUUGCGAACUGAUUUCACGAGUGCCAUCGUGUCUUCUUCCAUCCUUUCGACCCAACUAUCAAAAACCAACGACUCAUCAACUCGAUACACUUCAAGUGCCAUGUAUGCGGGCGAUCCAUACGGCCUCUGCAUGCCGUACGAGCAAUAUGCAGACGACGAUGUAGAUGAAUACAUCCGAAAUGCAAGCUACGAGAACGGACAAAGCAGCUACGGACCGUCAUGCCCACGCCGAGCAGUUACAUCGACACGCCAGAGCCAGGCCGCUGUUGGUAGGGCUCGACUGUCUUUGCCACCCUCUGCGCCAGUUCCUUUUGAAGCCAAUGACUAUCAAGCGUACGAUUAUGUACCCUCAAUCCCUGAGGAGUACACGAGAGAAUAUGCAGAAGAGCCCUCAGAAGGAACGAGACACCAUCUCAGAUCCGCAGGCCCCUUAGUUCCUCAACCAUCACAUCAGAUCUUCCAGCAACAAGGAAGUAGUUCAUCACCUCCGAACGCCCUGCCGUCCAGUCCAGCCUACCAAGCCAGCCAAAGGCAGCAUCAUCCCGAACCCACGAUCCCGAGUCGAUCAUAUACCAAAGUACAGCAAAAGAGGCCAGACAUACCAACGGGCCCUCCUAUCAUCCAAGGAAUCCAGCUCGUCCCCGUACAUACACUCCCGGAUCGAUUUCAGACCAUCUUCCCAUUCGCCAUGUUCAACGCUGUUCAAUCCGCUUGCUUCGAAAGCAUAUACAAGUCUGACGACAACUGUGUUUUCUCAUCUCCUACAGGCAGCGGCAAGACUGUGCUCUUUGAAAUUGCCAUCUGUCGCAUGCUUCGGGGCUGGCAGUAUGGCACAUUCAAAGUCAUCUACAUGGCUCCAACGAAGUCUUUGUGCUCCGAAAGGACUCAUGAUUGGAAGGCCAAAUUUGAGCCGUUGAAUCUGAAGUGCGAAGAGAUGACUGGCGAUUCGGAUAUCACCUCGCUCCAUCACGUCCAGCGAGCCGACAUUAUUGUGACCACGCCAGAGAAAUGGGACUCGAUGACGAGAAAAUGGAAAGAUCAUGAGAAGUUGGUCCGCCUUAUAAAGUUGCUCCUCAUUGAUGAAGUUCACAUUCUCAACAAGGAUCGUGGUGCGGCACUUGAAGUUGUUGUUUCUAGGAUGAAAUCCAUUGGCUUUGACACAAGGUUCAUCGCUCUCAGCGCUACAGUGCUCAACUCACAAGACAUCGCUACAUGGCUUGGAAGAAAUGGAGAUACUCCCGAAGUCCCAGCUACUCAUAAGAGAUUUGGUGAAGAGUUCCGUCCUGUCGAACUCAAACGCCACGUUUGUGGUUAUCAAUCGAAUGCCAAUGCAUUCGGGUUUGACGCCAUCCUGACCAAAAAGCUACCGGAUGUCAUCACCAAGUACUCUCAANNAAAGCCAAUUAUGGUGUUUUGCUUUACCAGAAAGGCAUGUACAGAGACAGCAAAACUCCUUGCUGAGUGGUGGAAGGUCAGCAUACCUAGAGACAGGUAUUGGCAUGCCUCUUUAGGCCAAAUCACAGUUGAGAAUAAAGAUUUGCAAAGUAUGUAUUUCUCGUCGACUUGUUGCCGCAAGAUACUGACGCCUACAGACACUGUUACUGCUGGAGUUGCUGUCCAUCACGCAGGCCUCAGUCAACAAGAUCGUACUACGAUAGAAAAAGCUUACCUCGCAGGAGAUCUGAGUGUGAUCUGUUGUACUUCAACACUAGCAGUGGGUAUGAAUCUGCCUUGUCACAUGGUCAUCAUCAAAAACACUGUCAGCUACGAGGCUGGAGCCAUCAAAGAAUACUCGGAUNNCUUGGAAGUCAUGCAAAUGAUUGGAAGGGCUGGUCGACCACAGUUCGAUUCGUCGGCUCUGGCUAUAAUCAUGACAAAGAUGCAGCAAUUCAAGCACUAUGAGCAGCUACUAAGUGGCCAAGAACGGUUGGAGAGCUGUUUGCAUCUCAAUCUUGUCGAGCACCUCAAUGCAGAGAUCGGGUUGGGCAUGGUUCCGGAUCUCUGUGCAGCAAGGAAGUGGCUCGCUGGCACAUUUCUCAAAGUACGACUCCAAGACAACCCAGCACACUACCAAAUAAAUGGUGAUACUCCGGAUCGAAACCUCGGAGCCAGACUGGAACAGAUUUGCGAGAACACUAUCUCAGAACUCAGAAGACUCGAGCUGAUCGGGCAUGGCCCAACAUUCAAGUCAACUGAAUUUGGAGAUGCUAUGGCACGCUACUACAUGAAUAUUGCGACCAUGGAGUCGAUCUUGAGUCUCCCAAGAAAGCCAAAGAUAUCGGAGAUUUUCAGAGAACUUCGAUUCCGUUCAGGCGAAAAACCGCUAUACAAGGAAAUGAACGGCAUGAACGACAUUCGCUUUCCCAUCAAAGUUGAUCUCUCCGCUGUGGCACACAAAGUAUCCCUGAUCAUACAAGCCGCACUGGGUGGAAUUGGUCAUAUUGCCGAUCGAGCCAAUCAUCGGGUCCAAUAUAGCAUCGAUCGAUCUCUGAUCUUUCAGCAUGUUCACCGAUUGAUUCGAUGCAUCGUUGAUUGCCAGAACAUUAACAAAGAUGCAGUCGGCAUACGCAACUCUCUCAUCUUAUCACGCAGUCUGGCUGCGCGGGUUUGGGAUGAUUCACCAAUGGUAAUCCGACAAAUCGAGCAGAUUGGCCCAGUAGCCGUGAGGAAGCUGGUAGAUGCAAGAAUCACCACUCUGGAUGAGCUCUCAAAUACGGAUCCGGGCAGACUGGAACUUGUCCUCAACAAAGCUUCGCCAUUCGGCAUGACAAUGCAUCGUCGAAUCCAGACGUUCCCUAAGCUGAGGGUUGGUUUGCAACUCGUUGGACAGCCUUCUCGAGAGCAUGUCGCUGUAAAGCUGAAGAUAGACAUUGGGUUCUUGAACGAAAAGACUCCCGUUCAUUAUCGAAACAAGCCAGUCUUUGUGAUUGUUUUACUUGGCACUUCAGAUGGACAGAGGAUCAAGUUUUUCCGCCUCAGGUACGCAGAAUGUUCGCUCGUCCGUGGCAAUAAAACUUACCAGUUCAACAGUGCCGCCAAGCUACAAAACAUCAACCCAAUAACCGAAACCGCGUACUUGACGAGCCCUACCCAGUUGCUUGAGUGUUAUGGAAUGAUUGAUGACCUGGCUGGAACUAUGCAGGAAGCUGUGCUCAAGCCCGACAUACCACUUUCAGCAUUUCAACUCAUCAAGGAUACCACAGCAGACGUUGGCAGAGACAAACAAGCUACUCGGUCAACAAGUGCUACCACAAGAACCUCGACCACACUGCAAGCAAGUGUUGAUACCGACGAGUGGGAUGAUGGAGGUUUGAAUGAUGAUGAUUUUAUUGGUGCUGAAUCUAAGGAGGACGACUAUGUGGACGUCGACGCACUCGACCUGCCGAUAUUCAGUCUACCAAAGGCCGAAAAGCUAAAGAACAAGACUGCCAUUGCCAACACUCUCGAGGCUCCGGACGAGCAGAGGUUGGAGAACGGAAGAUUUGCUUGUAACCAUUCUUGCAAAGACAGGAAUGCCUGCAAGCAUAAGUGUUGCAAGGAAGGAAUGGAGAAGAAACCGAAACCAAGGAAGUCCAAGGACAGCAGACCAACUGCCACUGCGAGCAAGAACAAGACAUCUUCCUCGUCAUCGACCAAGGUACAAUCAAAGCUGGAGCUUCCAAUCAGAAGAAAAGCAAUCGGUGGACCUGUUGAGCACCUCGACUUAUCCCAGGCUUCUGAUCCGCCAAAGGUCAGGGUGCCCGCAGCAGCUGCACGUCUUGCCAGUCUUCACAAUAGUACAACCAGAUCCAGCGAAAUUCCGAUCCUGGGAGCGAGUUCUGUUACGCCCAAAUCAUCAGCUUCUAUUGGAAAUAUCACCAGACCACAAUUCUAUCAAAGUCUGAAUCCUCUGGGGAACAUCGCGGAAGAGUUCUGUGAUGAUGGCCCCUUGGUGGAUUCUAUUCUUGAAAUCUGCGAUCAUGACAACGACAAGAUGCUGUCAGAUGAUGAAGAUUACCUGGACAAGGAUGAGGACAUGCUGGACGCGGCUUUGGUCGGCCUGGAAGAUUCACGGAGCCUUCGGGGUUCGGACGAGAUCGUCGAACCUACACAAGGUGCUCAGAGUCUUGAUAUGCCGAACUAUGAACCGGACUAUCAAGAGGUCAAUGAAGAGCCAGAGCUCUUCGUGACGCCGCAUGCUCAACGCGUUGAUGGCUUCUCAGAUGGGUUUGAAGAUGUAGUAGCAAUAUUCGAUCAGAGUCUUGAUGACGAUCACUCGACAACGCCAGGCAUGGUCAAACGCAAACGCGACGAGAAUGUGCCGUCGGCCUACUUCUCUGCAAAGAAAGCCAGAACGGACGAUGAAGCAACACUGGAAACAUACGAGGAGGAGAUACAAGACGACCAGAGACACGAAGAAAGCGAAGAAAGUAAAGAAAAGAGGGAGAAGGAGGAGCUGCGAGCUUGGUUGGUUGCAGAGCUUGGGGACAGUGUCGAGAUGGUUGAU
Aureobasidium vineae is the source of this 5417-nucleotide messenger RNA. Lineage: Eukaryota; Fungi; Ascomycota; Dothideomycetes; Dothideales; Saccotheciaceae. The record is from the annotation of a GenBank genome assembly.